Oryzias melastigma (Indian medaka) is the source of this 792-nucleotide messenger RNA. RefSeq lists its product as uncharacterized. The transcript is spliced from 6 exons. NCBI's taxonomy places the organism in Eukaryota, Metazoa, Chordata, Actinopteri, Beloniformes, Adrianichthyidae. Bases 1 to 732 code for a protein of 243 amino acids. The record is from RefSeq and is a predicted model, not a curated record.
AUGGGAGGUUUAUUUUGCAUUUCCAAGAAUCUGGAAACCAUCACCUGCACUGUUCAGUACCAGCAUCUCCACGCAAGAUUUAACGCAGUCCUGGCAUUUGUCAAAAUCAGAGGUCUGAUCCCGCUGCGCUCAAAUGCUAAAUCAGAACCGCUGGUUAAUUGUUUGAAUGGUUGUCACAAGCUCUGGGCACACAUUUCCCUUCAGCAGCUUUGGACUGCAGAGUCAGUCGUUCCCACACUGGUGACAUUUUGGACAGUCAGCUGCCUCUGUGAGCGGAGAAAACAGGAAGCAGAGGGCGUCCUCGCUAGUUACACAUUAAGAUUAAGUUUAGAAAAACUUCUCUGUGCCUCAAAACUAUCACUGGAAGAGUCAGACCAAUCCUGGAAGCACAUUGAGGCUUACAAGUCUAUUGAGACACUUUGUUGGAGUCGCCGUUUGGGAAGUUCAGCGCCUGAAACCCACAGCAAGCUCAGAGAGAUCCAUUUGAAAAUUGCUUCGCUGGUCUCGCUGAAGUCGCCGUUACUCCCCCACUCUGCCCAGAAACUAUUAGAGGGAUUCUCUGCUGAAACACUGAAAGUCCACUCACGGCGGAGCUUCCAGCAGAGACUACAACAAAAAUACCCAGCCUCCAAAUAUUCAUUGAUGUUGCUGUUUUUACCCAAAGCCGUCACACUGACUCGGUUUCAUAACGGCACGCGCGCUCGGGCACACAAAGUCAAUGUUACAGUAUAAUUCAGAAUAAACAAAUUCUUCCAGAGCGACCACAAAAGAAGCUCUUUAAAGCACUCGGUU